UCAGUGAGACUAACUUCUUCUCUCUUAGGACAAACGGCAGACUCCAGAGGUCCCACCAUGUCUUUCAUUUCAGCCUUCUUGCAGCAGACGAUGUACAUGGGCAUGCCCGAUGACUCAGUCCUGAAGAAAGAGGGGACGGUGACUGCAGCACCCAACUUCAGCCCCGAUGGAGAUGCAGCAGUCUUGGAAAAGGCCAUCAAGACAAAAGGUGUGGAUGAGAACACCAUCAUUGAAAUUCUGGUGAAAAGGAGCAACGAGCAGAGACAGCAGAUUAAAGAGGUUUACCAGAAGGCCAGUGGCAAGCCUCUGGAGUCAGCUCUAAAGAGUGCUCUGAAGGGAGAUCUGGAGGAUGUGGUUUUGGCUCUGCUGAAAACACCGGCCCAGUACGAUGCCCAUCUGCUGAAAGGAGCUAUGAAGGGUGUAGGCACAGACGAGGAAACCCUGAUAGAGGUUUUGGCUUCCAGAAACAACAGAGAGAUUCUGGAUAUAAAGAAAGCCUACAAAGAAGAAUACAAAAAGGACCUUGAGGACGACAUCAAGGGUGACACUAGUGGAGAUUUCAGGGCUGCACUCUUUGAACUGUGCAAGGCCAACAGGACUGAAGGAGUGUGUGAGCAGAUGAUUGAUAGCGAUGCCAGGGCCCUGUACGAGGCCGGAGAGGGGAGGAAGGGCACGGCCUGUUCCGUCUUCAUCGACGUUCUCAUCACCAGGAGCGCCCCACAUCUCCGGAAAGUGUUUGAGAGAUAUUCUAAGUACAGCAAAGUGGACGUGGCUAAAGCCAUCGACCUGGAGCUGAAGGGAGAUAUAGAAAGUUGUCUCACUGCAGUAGUGAAGUGUGCUGGCAGCAGGCCUGCGUUCUUUGCCGAGAAACUCCACUUGGCCAUGAAGGGUAAAAGUCCCCAAAAAAAUGCCCUAACUCGCAUCAUGGUGAGUCGCUCUGAAAUCGACAUGAAGCGGAUCAAGGAAGAGUACAAGAAAAACUACGGAAAAACACUCUACCUGGAGAUUCUGGAUGACACUAAGGGAGACUAUGAGAAAAUCCUGCUCGCUCUCUGUGGGGAAAACUAAGAGCGUGUCAACAAGAUCAAGGCUCAUCCAACUCAAGAUCCAGCAGCGGGUCCAGCUGUGGAAAGCCACUGAUAUAUGAUAUCACACAUUGUGCCCUAUGAGGAGAACGGACAAGACAAGUCUCCUUGUGACUGUCAUGACAUUUAGUAGAUAUUUACAGUAUUACGCAAAGAUUUACAUGGAAUCAUCACCGCUUCAGCAGAUCUUUUCUCUACAACUACUUUUAAAGCAGCACACAUUGAUCUGCAGCAGUGGACCAGUACUCUCUAAAGUAGACUUAGCCUUACACUCAUUAGGUUCUUACCUCUGUCGUCACAGUGCAGCUGCUUAUACAUAUAUAUAAAGGUCAUCGUCUUCCGAUCUUAUUGCCAUUGCAGCAGGAGAAGUUACCCUUGAAGGCGCAUGGAAGUAAAAAGCUUUUUGUAAAAAUG
Molecule: messenger RNA, 1499 nt
Organism: Labrus mixtus (cuckoo wrasse)
Lineage: Eukaryota; Metazoa; Chordata; Actinopteri; Labriformes; Labridae
Gene: anxa1a
Product: annexin A1a
Exons: 12
Coding region: 58-1068 (336 amino acids)
Biological process (GO): regulation of interleukin-1 production; arachidonate secretion; positive regulation of cell migration involved in sprouting angiogenesis
Cellular component (GO): cytoplasm; plasma membrane
Molecular function (GO): phospholipase A2 inhibitor activity; calcium ion binding; cadherin binding involved in cell-cell adhesion
Source: RefSeq, a predicted model, not a curated record